ACUCAGAGCAUUCAAGCAAUUGCCAGGCAGCAGCCAUGAUCCCUCCCUGGCCUGUAGUGCACGCUGCGGUGUUUGCCCUGGCAGCCCUGCAGGCCCUGGCCUCAGACACCUUCAUUGCGGCUGUGUACGAGCACGCCGUCAUCCUGCCACGUGCCGCUCAAGAGACAGUUUCUCCUGAAGAUGCUUUGGCCCUGAUGAACAAGAACAUGGACAUCUUGGAAGGAGCCAUCAAGGAAGCAGCCCAGCAGAGCCUCUUCUGCCAGGGUGCGCACAUCAUUGUGACUCCUGAGGAUGGCAUUUAUGGCUGGGUUUUCACAAGAGAAGCCAUCUACCCGUACCUGGAGGACAUUCCCGAUCCAGAGGUGAACUGGAUUCCCUGCAUUGAUCCCACAAGAUUUGCUCCAACACCAGUGCUGGAACGACUCAGCUGCAUGGCCAGGAAUAACUCCAUCUAUGUGGUUGCAAACAUCGGGGACAAGAAGUCGUGCAAUUCCAGUGAUCCCAGCUGCCCCAGUGAUGGUCGCUACCAGUACAACACCGAUGUUGUCUUUGACUCAGAAGGGAAACUGGUGGCUCGUUACCACAAGUACAACCUAUUUAGACAAGAAACACAGUUUAAUUACCCUAAAGAGCCAGAACUUGUCACCUUCAAGACACCCUUUGGAAAGUUUGGCAUUUUCACUUGCUUCGACAUCCUUUUCCGGGAGCCUGCUGUGGUGCUGGUGAGUGAGCUCCAGGUGGACACGGUGCUCUUCCCAACGGCCUGGAUGAACGUCCUGCCCUUUCUGACUGCUGUGGAAUUUCACUCUGCAUGGGCAAUGGGCAUGAGAGUCAAUUUAUUGUCAGCAAAUACUCACAACAUCAGAAUGUCUAUGACAGGGAGUGGGCUGUUCACGCCGGGCGGAGCGGCCGCCUACUAUUACAACAGUAAGACAGAAGAGGGACGUCUCCUGGUAGCCGAGCUGAGUGCACGACCCCGUCUUUCUCCCACCUACCCUCCUGCAGUCAACUGGAGCUUGUACGCUACAAGCGUGAAAAACUUUACAGAAGAUAUCACUUUUCUGGGAGCUGUCCGGCGUGAUAUAUUCACUUUCAGUGAACUCAAGCACGAAGAUGGAAAUUAUACAGUUUGCCAGAAGGACCUCUGUUGUCAUUUGACCUACAGGAUGUCAAACAAGAGCAACGAUGAAAUUUAUGUACUUGGUGCAUUUGAUGGGCUUCAUGGUUCUGUCAUAAAAUACCAUUGGCAGGUAUGCACACUGCUCAAGUGUAAGAGCACAGACCUGAGCACAUGUGGGCAGCCGGUGGAGACUGCGCAGACCAAGUUUGACAUGUUCUCCCUCAGCGGCACGUUUGGCACUAACUACGUCUUUCCAGAGGUCUUGUACAGCGACGUGCAGCUGGCCCCUGGGGAAUUUGAGGUGCUACCUGAUGGACGUCUGGAAAGUAAGAAUACCACAUCAAAACCACUCUUAACAGCAACACUUUUUGGAAGACGUUACGAAAAGGACCUGAAGCAUCCCCUGCGAAACUCCCCAUAAUGUAACUCCUUAACUGUUACACAAGUAGCAUAGGCAGAAUGAGAAUUUCCCAUGGUGACCAUGAGCUCCUCAUGAUUUGUGGCAGUUAUCCUGUAUCAUUCCUGUUCUGCAGUCUUACGCUUCUGUUUAGCAGUUGUGGCAGUUGAGUUUAUUUAGGAGAAAGAGAUGUGAACACUCUGUUGUGUACCUAUAUCAGUGGUACAUCAUUUAAAUAGUGCUUGAGCCAAUGCAAUUAUUAUUUAUGCUCAGUCAGAUGAAGUCUCUGAUUAGAAUUUUUUUUUUAUUUUCAAAGAUAUAAUGUAGGUUGCCAGGAUAACACUAGUCAGACACUGAUACUAAAAUGUGUGAUGUGAAGUUUGCUAAUUUAAUGCUGAACAAAUCUUCCCCAGAGAAGCCUUGUUGUCCCUUCCUGUUUUUCAGACUGCAUGAACACUGCAUGAAAAAGUGUCCAUGUUCCUCAGCCUUACACACCAUUCAGCAGGGCCUUCCUAAUGCUUAAUGGGCCUUGAUGACAUUCAGACCACGGUACUUAACUAUGAAGAAAAAAACAGCUUUGUAAUGGUUUUAGGUGCAAUCUCAGAGAGAGAAAGUGGUUCUCCAUGACCCACACAGACACCAAGUCUGCUCCGUAAAGGACCUUCAGUUCUGCAAUCCCUCUGAGCUUGCAUGGCACACAUGGCAAUCAUGGCAUACACGUGUUGGGUCCAAGCAUUUCAGAUCAGACUUAAACAUAGUAUAUUAGAACAUUCCACUGGGUAUUUGGAAAAUUUCUUCAAAACUCUGGAAAUGAAUGAAAUAUGUAAUGUUUUAGUACCCGAGACACAUUUGACCAUGUAGUAUGAGAAAUGUGCAUUAUUUGGGACUUGUAGCCAUUAUUAUAUCUAUGUCCCAUUACUUGGGUCAUGUGAAACUUGGCAGCCCUGGGUCUGGUUUAUAUCUACCAUGUUCUGCAGAGAACAGGCCUCAUUUCAUCACGUAUGCCGUGGAGUGCUCCCUGCCUUAAUACUUAUCCCAUAGCCUUUUGCAUCUACUGCCCUUCAUAUCACUGGCAUACAGCAUGCACUAUGCUUAGCAUUGCGCUGCCCUAACUGUGGCACAAUAGAAAAACUCUGUGGCUUCCCACCACAAGCACACCAAUGUACAUUAUCCAGAAUUUGUUGUAAUCCUCUUAUUUUUGUUUUCCUUGUGGUGCUGAUUCUCAGCGUCCAACUUUGGAGGUUCCUUUGUUUCAUCCUGGAAAUAAAAUAGCUGAGUUUAUAUUCAGGGGAGGGAUUGUGCUACUUGGGAGCAGUUAUUCAAACUUGCAAGCCCUCAAGGCUGUGCUGCCUUGUGGCUUGUCCAGCAUCUCACCCUUUUCUCACCUGGCCUAAGGUUGUAACCCAGGACAGUCCUUGAUCAAACAGGUUUUGGUCAAGAGAGAAGUUGACUCCUCAACAGCAGUACUGUUGGUCAUGUAAUGGGUACAGGGUUCAUAAUAUCCAGAUGUAGAAGACCAUGCUGAUGGGUGGGAGCUGAUCCCCUGCUCCCAGUCUGGUACACUCCAGGAACUUUUAUGGUUUGUAACCAGCAGCAAUUUCUGAAGGGCAAACAAGAAUAAGCAUGUUGGUUAUGAAGACCUCCAGUGUCAACCUGUUGACAAUGUAGGUCCAUUGGUUUGCACUGGGUGUCAUCAGCCACAUACGUAGAGUGAGAAGUGUCUCUGCAGCUGAGCAGCCAGGAGCUUUGCCUUGGGGGUGGUCCCUAAGGUGGUGCUUUCCCAUCCAUUCUCCGAGUGCUGCUCACUCAUCCAUGUGCCCCUAAAGAGGUAAAAGAGUAACUAACACCUCACAAAUGCUCUGAGAAAGGCAAGUGCUACCCUGACAUUGAAACUCCGGUACUGAAAAUGACCUUAAAAUUUUAAAAAGGCUGCUUCCUGCAGCCCUCUUACCACACAGGUGCUGCAAGAGCUGCAAACUCCAGGGACCUCCUUCUUAUGCACCCUGUCACUCACCUCCAUCUCUUACUCAGCUGCACCUUCAGCACUUCGGGCAAAAUAUGCUUUUAUUAACCUGCCUAGAUUUACUAGCAUGGUAGAAAAAAAAAAAGAGAGAGAGGGGGAAAAAAAGAGAGGAACUUCUACUGUAGCUGCAUGUGAACAUAAUUUGACUUCUGUUUUUGUUGCAGUCGAAUCACCUGAAUAAAAUAUGAUUUCACUGGUUGGAAUCAAUACUUUUACAUGUUAAUCCAAAAAAAAAAAAAAA
This is a messenger RNA of Anas platyrhynchos (mallard), 3781 nucleotides long. The record is from RefSeq and is a predicted model, not a curated record. NCBI's taxonomy places the organism in Eukaryota, Metazoa, Chordata, Aves, Anseriformes, Anatidae.